GUGUGUGUGUGUGUGUGUGUGAGUGAGAGAGAGAGAGAGUGAAUGCGUGUUUGCGGGACCGUCCAAGAAGGAUACGUAAGCUAGCGACAGGAAGUUGGAGGUUUCUUGGAGGUAAUUGUCGCAGAGGGACAGAGGCAGCGGUGAAGUGUCGCCCCUCUGCACUCUUUCACGCUCCGCAGUCGCCACAGCAGCGAACUUUGAAGUUACCGUGCUGCUUGGAGCUAGCUAAAGGACACGAGAUGACCCCUGAAAAAAGACAAAUGACAGCAGACUUACAGCAACACUGCAGCUACACAACGCUGUCACACAACUCCCUCUGAACACAGUAGUUACUGACUGAGGAGUGACACUGAUAAUAAUAACCUGCACAGCCUGAAGAAAACAGAGCCGGAUUCUUCUGUCCUCUAACACAUGGCCGACACCGACGACCCACUUUAACGCACGCACGCACACACGGACGGACGGACGGACGGACGUGCGGGUUUUCGAGCUUGAUGAGUUCAUCACACACGUCAGUGGUGGAGGUGAAGAGCAGCCUCCCGUCGGGCAUGCAGAGCCCAGUAGGAGCAGCAAGCGAACACAGAGGAGGUGGAGGAGGAGGAGAAGGUGGUGGGGGUCCAGGGGAAGGCCCAGGAGGAGGAGGUGGAGGAGGUCCAGUGGACCUGCGGACAGAGCCCAGGGUGGUGUCUCUGUCCGGGGGUACAGCGGCGGUGGACACCGUCCUCAGAGAGCAGCAGCUCCAGCAGGAACUGGUUCUGCUCAAGCAGCAGCAGGAGCUGCAGAAACAGCUGCUGUUUGCCGAGUUCCAGAAGAAACACGAAGUGCUGACGAGGCAGCACGAGGUCCAGCUGCAGGAACACCUCAAGCAACAACAGGAGCUGCUGGCAGCAAAGAGGCAGCAGGAGCUGGAACAGAAGAGAAAACUGGAGCAGCAGCGACACGAGGAGCAGGAGAAGCAGAGGCUGGAGCAGCAGCUGCUGCUGCUGAGGAACAAGGAGAAAGGCAAAGAGAGUGCCAUUGCCAGUACUGAGGUGAAGCUGAAGCUCCAGGAGUUUCUUCUCAGUAAGAAAGAGCCUGGUCCUGGUGGACUCAACCAUUCCUUCUCCCCAAAGGGCUGGGGAGCCCAGCACUCCUCCCUGGAGCAGAGCUCUCCUCCGCAGAGUAACACCCCAGGAACUCCUCCCUCGUAUAAACUGCCUCCGCUGCUGGGGAACUACGAGAGCAAAGAUGAUUUCCCACUCCGCAAGACGGUCUCGGAGCCGAACCUGAAGGUGCGUUCGCGGUUGAAGCAGAAGGUGGCGGAGAGGCGGAGCUCCCCACUUCUCCGCAGGAAGGACGGCACAGUCAUCAGCACCUUUAAGAAGAGAGCCAUAGAGAUAUCAGUGUCCUCUCUCUGUAAUAGCGCUCCAGGUUCAGGUCCCAGCAGUCCCAACAGUUCCAACACAGCUAUCGCCAACGGCAACACGGGAUCAGUCCCCAACAUUCAGACUGAGCUGAGAUCUCUCCAUCAAACACUGGGGGCUGAUGGGACAUUGAGUCCACUGAGUCUCUAUACCUCGCCUUCCCUGCCAAACAUUUCCCUGGGGCUCCCAGCGAACACACACAUCACGGCCACCCAGAAGCUGUCUUCCCAGCAAGAGGCCGAACGUCAAGCCAUCCAAUCGCUGCGAGGCGGUGGCGCACUCACGGGGAAGUUUCUGUCCACAUCCUCUCUACCUGCAGGGGUGGGACACGACGUGGAGUCAUCGCCGACCAGCUCUCACUCUGCUCAUUCCUCAUUACUGCAACAUGUUCUACUACUGGAGCAGGCCAGGCAACAGACUGCCAUGCUCGCUGUCCCCAUGUACAACCAGUCGCCGUUGGUUACGGCAGAGAGAGGCGUGUCCGGUGGCAUGCGCACGGUCAACAAGUUGCCUCGCCAUCGACCGCUGGCCCGUACCCAGAGUGCACCUCUGCCUCAGUCGCCGCAGGCCCUGCAGCAGCUGGUGGUUCAGCAGCAGCAUCAGCACUUCCUGGAGAAACACUACAAGAUGUUGUCGAAGGGGGCUGAACUUCCCAGGCCGCCACCCACCCACCCAGAGGAGACAGAGGAGGAGCUAACAGAGACCAAUGACAUGCAGGAGGAUGACGGAGGGGUGGGGCCUCACAGGCUUCAGAAGGACGGGUCCGACGACAGCACGCACUCCUCCGAGCGACUCGGCGUGUACUUAAAGGGAGAGGAGGAGCACGGGGGCAUGCAGGUGAAAGGGGAGAGCACGGAGAGCGAGCUGGACGAGGAGGAAGAGGACGAAGACGUCAUCCACCUGGGGGAGGUCGAUGAAGAGGAGAGAGGGACCUACUCACAGGCCUUGCAGCACUUGGGUGUAUUUCAGUCCUCGAUGUCACACAGACCUCUGGGAAGAGCACAGUCCUCCCCUGCAGCCACUGUCAAUCCCAUCAAACACCUUUUUACCACUGGGCUUGUGUACGACAGUCUGAUGUUGAAGCAUCAGUGUGUGUGCGGCAAUGCUCACAUUCACCCAGAGCAUGCUGGGAGAGUGCAGAGCAUCUGGUCCAGACUGCAGGAGACGGGCCUGCUGAACCGCUGCGAGAGGAUUCGUGGGCGUAAAGCGUCUCUGGACGAGAUCCAGUCCGUUCAUUCAGAAUUCCACACUCUGCUGUAUGGAACCAGCCCGCUCAAUCGACACAAGCUGGACCACAAGAAGUUGCUGGGUCCAAUCAGCCAGAAGAUGUACGCUGUUCUUCCCUGUGGAGGAAUCGGGGUGGACAGUGACACCGUGUGGAACGAGAUGCACUCGUCGGCGGCGGUCCGCAUGGCGGUCGGCUCGGUCAUCGAGCUGGCCUUCAGAGUGGCGGCGGGGGAGCUGAAGAAUGGCUUCGCUGUGGUGCGUCCACCGGGUCACCACGCUGAGGAAUCCACCGCCAUGGGCUUUUGUUUCUUUAACUCCGUCGCCAUCACUGCCAAACUACUGCAGCAGAAACUGGGGGUGGGCAAGAUCCUCAUCAUGGAUUGGGACAUUCACCAUGGCAACGGCACCCAGCAGGCCUUCUACAGUGACCCCAGCGUCCUCUACAUCUCCCUCCAUCGGUACGAUAACGGAAACUUCUUUCCUGGCAGUGGAGCUCCUGAGGAGGUUGGAUCAGGUGCUGGUGUUGGUUUUAAUGUAAACAUAGCAUGGACUGGAGGAGUGGAGCCCCCUAUGGGUGAUGUGGAGUACUUGACUGCCUUCAGGAGCGUGGUGAUGCCCAUCGCUCAGCAGUUCAGCCCAGAUGUGGUUCUGGUGUCUGCAGGCUUUGAUGCAGUCGAGGGUCAUCAGUCUCCUCUAGGAGGUUACAAUGUUUCCGCCAAGUGUUUUGGUCAGCUGACGCAGCUGCUGAUGGGUCUUGCCGGUGGGCGGGUCGUCAUGGCGCUGGAGGGCGGUCAUGAACUCACCGCCAUCUGUGACGCGUCAGAGGCCUGUGUGUCUGCGCUUCUUGGAGACAUGUGUGACUCAACUUAUCAGUGGCCUCAGGAGAAACCAUGUCCAAAAGCCUGUGCCUCUCUGGAGAAAGUAAUAGAGAUCCAGAGCAAACACUGGCCUUGUCUUCAGUCUUUGUCUCAGACGAGUGGCCACUCGCUCCUGGACGGCCCCCUCAGCGCUCAGGGCCAGUCGGAGAAGGACGAGGCAGAGACGGUCAGCGCCAUGGCCUCCCUGAGUGUGGAUGUAGAGCAGCCGGGGUCUGUACCUGGCAGCUCAGAAACCAGCAGGUCCGCAGAGGAGCCCAUGGAAGAAGAGCCUGUCUUGUAGGAGGAGCCUAAACAGGAAGCACACAAAAAAAACUCCACAUUCACCUCCUUCUAGCACCUCCUCUUCCUCUUCCUUUUCUUAUUCCUCUACGGAACUUGUGUGCGACGUACACACAUGCGGAAUUGUGCCAAUCGAGGAGAACUCCCGAUUGGCCGAGGAGAACAUUACGGAGGCAAGAGAGGGCGGGGCUGUCGACAGCUUGGCACAUGUCUCUUUUGUGUGGCGGUCCAUCAGCCCCGGGAGGAGCAGACGACUUGUUAGCAUCUCCAUGGAAACCAGAGGAGGGGAGUGUCAGCGAGGACACACACUUUGUAAACUCUGAACUUUUACUACCUGUACACAGCACCACUGAAUCUCUCCCCUCCGCCCCCUUCAAUCAUUCUUCUGUCUUUAUAUGUAGUCCCACCUCCUCUCUUUCCACUGAGGGACUGUGAUGACUGUGGAGAAGCUGCAACAACAUGUCGGACUGCAGGCGGACGACUUGUCCUCUUGUGUGUCUGCUGGAGCGCCGGAGAGAGAGAGAGAGAGAGAGAGAGAGCGAGAGAGCGAGACGGACAAACAGUGACCGCGACUCAGUGGACGAAACGUCCUGUUUUUAAACGAGCACAGGAGGAGGAGGAACUAGGUGCCUUUUUUUAAAUCCACAGAAAAAAAAACAAAACACAAAACCAUUAAAUCAGAAACCACAGAGCACCGUCACCACCACCACCGCCACCACCGCCGCAGCACCUCAGCAAACCAACCAGCAAUCAAGACUGAAGAAACACACUGACACACACACAAUCAGCUGUCGUUUCAGUCGCUUCAUUUUGGAGUCUUUGUUUCUUCAUCUGGAUGCCUUAAGUUGUUCUUAUCUCACUAUUAAGCAACCUUGAGAGAGACGGGGGAAAAAAGAAACAUGAGCUAUUACUCAGAAAUGUAUUAAAACUGCUAAGAAUUGUAUUUUAUCCGAUAUGUCUCAUGUCAGCUAUUCCCAACAGACUGUUGUUGUUUUGAAGGAAGGAAAAGCCUCUGAAGCCAUCAUCACACACUAGAAACGUCCGGUAAAAUCUCGCUUGAAUGUUCGUCCUCACGCCGACAGAAAUAUUCAAUCAGACCUUUUUACGGAAUCUGGUGAACGUGUCUCAGGAUCAGCUCGAUUUUAGCAGUAUUCAGUGUUUCACGCACGUUUUGAACUCCAUCACAGCAGCAGACCGCCGCCACCGCUCUAUCAGUCCCGCUCGCUCGUGUUGCUCGGGAGUCAUGUGACCUGAGCCCUUCCUCCGUGAAAGGAGGUGUGGCUUUCAAACACCGCGACGACCCCCAUAAAUUGUAAUAUUACCUGUUUGAUGUAAAUACUGUCCUGUCCUGUGUCACAGCAGACUCGGUGUGGUCACUUUUCUAUAUCUGUACAUACGUAUGUGUAUAAAUAACAAAAUACUU
Solea senegalensis (Senegalese sole) is the source of this 5210-nucleotide messenger RNA. RefSeq names its product histone deacetylase 5 (gene hdac5). Gene Ontology annotation, cellular component: histone deacetylase complex. The transcript is spliced from 29 exons. Gene Ontology annotation, molecular function: histone deacetylase activity. The coding region runs from base 495 to 3788 and encodes 1097 amino acids. Lineage: Eukaryota; Metazoa; Chordata; Actinopteri; Pleuronectiformes; Soleidae. The record is from RefSeq and is a predicted model, not a curated record. Gene Ontology annotation, biological process: negative regulation of transcription by RNA polymerase II; chromatin organization.